CUUUCUGGGAAAAGUGAAAUUUUUGAUAAAUCAACAUCAUGAUAUUUCAACUGCAACAAUCUAUAUCUGCUAUUUAUGUGCUGUUGUUAAUCCUACCUUGGAAUGCAAAUGCUGCUUCUGAUUGCACACAAGAUGACAUUUCCCGGCUAUCUGUGUCUAAUUGUGACUGUCGUGAUCGGUUCACUACAUGUCCAACUACCUGUCCAAUUCCAAAUGCCUGUGGAACAAGUUUCGGCAAAUUGCGAACUUGUAACCAAGGCUGUUCAGAGUGCAAUCAUGAUUGUGACGCAUGCAAUCUGUACUUUGGAGGCUUGUGUCGGUGCUUGAAGCAACAGGACUGUUUUCAUGAUAGCAAUACUGGCUCCUGGACAUUGCUACAUGCCGAAGAUUUGAUCACCACACCACGCCUUCUACCAGGAAUCUUGGAGUUAAAUCAAGAUAACGGAGGCUGGAAACUAGGUCAAAUUGUGCAAUUGAAAAGGCCUCACCAUACCUUUGCCAAUGGAGCCCUGGCAAUGAACUCGGCCGCCGCAAGAACUCAGGAGCAGAUUCACAUACAUGUGUGUGAGAAUCAAGGCAGUGCCUUUCGUCAGUACAUUGAACAGAAGCUGAAGCCGACCAACUUUCAAACUCUGCAAGAUACAGGUUUCUCGGCCCCCUUUUUCAAAGCAAAAGUACUAUGCCAGGCACAAAAUUUACAAGGGUCAGCUGAUUUUGAAAUGGGAAAACUUAUUUUUAACUAUAUGAGUAAGUUAAGUCAAAAUUGCGAUAAGUAUCAUUUGGGGGCCGGGCUUAUCAAUGAUAAAAAUGGUUUUACUUGGGGGUGUGUUACCCAAGGUGGGGGAGCAGAGGAACUUUUCUGUAAGAAUUAAUACUUUACUCCAGAAGGAAGAAGAUCUUCAAUAAUUGCAUGUCCUUAUUGGCGGGAUCUCUGUAGCUAGCUAAUCCUCGC
Aspergillus wentii DTO 134E9 is the source of this 952-nucleotide messenger RNA. RefSeq lists its product as uncharacterized. The record is from RefSeq and is a predicted model, not a curated record. The coding region runs from base 39 to 872 and encodes 277 amino acids. NCBI's taxonomy places the organism in Eukaryota, Fungi, Ascomycota, Eurotiomycetes, Eurotiales, Aspergillaceae. The transcript has a single exon.